This is a messenger RNA of Bufo bufo (common toad), 2715 nucleotides long. Its product is annotated as extracellular calcium-sensing receptor-like. Gene Ontology annotation, molecular function: G protein-coupled receptor activity. The transcript has 7 exons. Gene Ontology annotation, cellular component: membrane. The record is from RefSeq and is a predicted model, not a curated record. Gene Ontology annotation, biological process: G protein-coupled receptor signaling pathway. Bases 1 to 2715 code for a protein of 904 amino acids. NCBI's taxonomy places the organism in Eukaryota, Metazoa, Chordata, Amphibia, Anura, Bufonidae.
AUGCAAGUUUGGAUCAUGGGAGAAGAAAAAGAGAUAUCGUUGGUGCUACAUAUCUGGUACAAAGACAAUAGAGGAUCAAUAGAAAAAAAAUCGGAGAACUGGAUCUUCACCACUCUUGAAAGGAUGACAAUCACUUUACCAAAAGUCAUGUGGACCAUGGUCUUUUGCCAACUCAUUCCAGUUUUUCAUUCUAAUGAUCAUAGUUGUAGGUUGGACGUCAAGCAGUUGGAAAGCUUAUCACAAAGUGGAGAUAUUAUGUUCGGAGCCAUGUUGCCUCUUCAUUUGGACAAGGUUUACCAACGUGUUUCUUUUCAACAAAGACCACCGAUGACUACCUGUACAAUGUUUCACCUAGAAACUUAUCAGCAAAUCCAAGUUCUGAUCUUUGCCGUGCAAGAGAUAAACAAUAACAUCAAUAUUCUACCCAACAUGACAGUGGGGUUCCAGGUCUAUGACUCUUGCAAUGUGCUUCAUUUUGAUUUAAGGGGUGCCUUACAAAUACUGACUGGAUCCAGCACAGCCAUCCCUAACUACAGAUGUGUCCAGGAUAAUCUUCUUUCUGGUUUCAUUGGACCUGCUGUCUCUACUCACUCCAUUCUUCUAGCUCACAUCUUGGGACUGUACAAAUAUCCUCAGAUCAGUCAUUUUUCUACUAGUCGUCUUCUGAGUGACAGGACAAAAUUUCCAUCUUUCUUCAGAACAGUUCCUAAUGAUAUCUUUCAGUCCCAAGGUCUGGCCAAGCUUGUGUUGUAUUUUGGAUGGACUUGGGUAGGUCUUGUGGCUGUUGAUAAUGAUUAUGGGCAGCAGGGAAUACAGGUGGUCAAGCAUGAGAUAACCAAAGCAGGAGCUUGUGUGGCUUUCACAGAAAAUAUUUUAAUAAGUCAAGCAGACCGAAAUGCUCCACAUGUAGUGAAGACAAUAAAGGAAUCAACUGUAAAGGUGGUGAUUAUUUUUUCCACUGAACUUGACCUGGCUCCCAUUUUGGAAGAAAUGAUCAAGCAGAACAUUUCAGGGAAAAGCUUUGUAGCUAGUGAAGGAUGGUCCACAUCAACCCUAUUUUCGUAUAAGAAAUUUUCACAGCUUCUACCUGGUACCAUUGGAUUGUCCUUUUUCAGUGGUAUGAUUCCGGAAUUUCAAGAAUUUAUUUCUAAAGUCCAUCCAUUAAUGUCUUUAGGACAGACUUCAGCAAACUUGUUUUGGAAAGACACAUUUGGUUGUACCCUUAUAGACAACCUAACUCAUAUAAGUUCUUUAGAGGGUCUACAAAAACAAUGCAGCGGGACAGAAACUCUACGUAGUGUCCAGAACAGCUACAUUGAUGUUUCUAACUUAAGGACUACCAACAAAGUUUACCUUGCAGUUCAUGUUUUAGCCAAAGCUCUGGAAGAGCUUAGAAGAUGCAGGGAUAAUACAUUAUUAUUGCAGAGAGGCAUGUGUAUAGAUAUUCGGAAUUUCAAACCAUGGCAGCUUUUACGCUAUUUGAAAAGGGUAAGAAUGACUCUGAACAGUGGGAAACAAUUCUACUUUGAUGAGAAUGGGGACCCUCCAGCAGUCUACGACAUUGUGAACUGGCAAUUAAGCCCAGAAGGAACCUUGCUCCAGGUCAGAGUUGGGAGUUACGAUACGACUGCUCCAGAUGGCCAGGUGUUUACCAUCAACUCAAGUGCCCUAGUAUGGGUUCCUCCCUCUGUCUGCAGUGAAAGUUGUCCACCAGGAUUCAGAAAAGCUCAUAUAAAAGGACAACCUGUUUGUUGUUUUGAAUGUGUUGGUUGUUCACAAGGAGAGAUCUCAAAUUAUACUGAUGCCGUUGAUUGCUUCAAAUGUCCAAAGGACAGGUGGCCAAAUCCUCAGAAAUCCCAGUGCCUUCAAAAGCCUAUAGACUAUCUGUCCUUUGAAGAACCAUUGGGUACCACCUUGAUGAUUUCCAGCACUGCAUCAUCUUUAAUCCCUAGUUUGAUUUUGAGACUGUUCAUCAAGCAUAAAAACAGCCCAAUAGUUAAAGCCAACAACUUGUCUUUAAGUUGUCUUCUUCUGACAUCUUUGUCCUUGUGUUUCCUCUGUUCCUUAGUUUUCAUUGGUUACCCUAUAUCUGAAAAAUGUCUAUUGCGCCAAGUUGCAUUUGGCCUAGUUUUCACGUUAUGCAUCUCCUGCAUCUUAGCUAAAACCAUUUUGGUUGUCUUUGUAUUCAUGGCUACCAGACCAGGAACUAGUUUGAAGAAAUGGGCAAGUCCUCAAGUAACCUACUUGAUUAUUGCUAUGUGUUUUUCAAUUCAGUUGAUAUUUUGCAUUACCUGGCUAUCUCUCACCCCUCCAUUCCCACAAUAUAACUUUCAAGUGCAAUCCAUUAUCAUUGCUGAGUGCAAUGAAGGCUCACCCAUUGCCUUCUGGAUCAUGUUAGGUUAUCUCUUCCUUCUAGCCACUAUAAGUUUUAUUGUUGCCUUCUUGGCUCGUAGACUUCCUGAUACCUUCAAUGAAGCCCAGUUUAUUACAUUCAGCAUGAUGGCCUUCCUUAGUGUCUGGAUAUCUUAUAUUCCAGCCUCUUUAAGUGCCCAAGGCAAAUACACCAUAGCAAUGGAAAUUUUUGGUAUCCUUGCCUCCAGUUGGGCUCUUGUCAUCUGCAUGUUUCUUCCUAAAUGCUUCAUAUUAUUGUUCAGACCUCAGAAGAACACUAGAGAAUAUCUAAUGAAAUCAAAAUUUGCUCUAAAAGCUGUGUAG